CGGUACCGCUCCCGCUCCCGUCAUGUGAAGCGGCGGGACGGGCUCCCGCAGGUCACGAUGGAGCCCACGGCCUCGCAGGUGUUCUGCGGGAGGGUGCUGGGCAUGGUCAACGCCGAGGACGUCAACGCCAUCAUCCUGGCCCAGAAAAACAUGUUGGAUCGGUUUGAGAAGACCAACGAGAUGCUGCUCAACUUCAACAACCUGUCCAGCGUGCGCAUGCAGCAGAUGAGCGAGCGCUUCCUGCACCACACCAGGACCCUGGUGGAGAUGAAGAAGGACCUGGACAGCAUUUUCCGCAGGAUCCGGACGCUCAAAGGGAAGUUGGCAAAGCAGUACCCAGAGGCUUUCAGCAACAUCCACGAGUCCCCCAUCCUGGAGGACGACGACGACUUCGACCCCGUCCCCAAGAGCACCACGACCACCAUCGCUACCUCGGAGCAGAGCACGGAGUCCUGUGACAGCAGCCCUGAUGUCAUCUCCCCCACCACCAGCCAGGAUUUUGAGGAUUUAUCCCAAGGCCAGUGCGACGGCCCGGCCGUCAACGGACAGAGUCUCACAGACGAGGACACGGCCAACCUGGACUAGGAGGAGCCCUGUGCUGCCCCUGCAGAACUUUCUAGCCUGUAUUUAUAUCUGUGUGUCGCUCUUUUGGGCUUUUUUUGGGUUUGGUUUUUUUUUCCUCUCUUGGGAAGAGGGAAGCCAAGGCUGGGAGAAGCUGAGGGAGGAAGGUGCUGCCCCUUCUGCCUCCAAAGUGCCACUGAGGUGUAAAGCCACACUGGCUUUGGGGGGAAUCAGUAAAUCCUGGGUUGGAAA
Haemorhous mexicanus (house finch) is the source of this 813-nucleotide messenger RNA. It is a transcript of the gene KXD1, whose product is annotated as KxDL motif containing 1. Gene Ontology annotation, biological process: lysosome localization. Gene Ontology annotation, cellular component: BORC complex. NCBI's taxonomy places the organism in Eukaryota, Metazoa, Chordata, Aves, Passeriformes, Fringillidae. The record is from RefSeq and is a predicted model, not a curated record. Bases 58 to 585 code for a protein of 175 amino acids. The transcript has 6 exons.